CGGGAGAGAGAGAGCGAGUGGAGGAGGCGAGAGACGAGCGAGGAAAGCGCAGCAGCCCGUUCAGUGGGAAGAUGGCGACCCCCGCCGAGUGGGCCUCGCUGUGCGAGAAGUUCCGCAGCGCCGUCAACCUCUCCUACGUGGAGUCCAAGAAAGACCCGGAGACGGAGCCGUACCGCUCCAAGUACAGCGCCCGGGAGCUGCUGGAAGGCAUCAAGCAGCAGCUGGGCUCCGAGGAGGCGGAAGGCAGCCCGGGAGGCGCCGGCGGAGGCGCGGCCGGGGCCGACGAGCGGGAGCGGCAGCGCGCCGUGGCUCUGGCCGCCGUGGAGUACGAGCUCGGGGUGAACCACACCGACACGCAGGAGUACUCGGCCGGCGAGGAGCACCUGGUGAAGUGCGCGCAGCUGCUGGAGCCUCACCGCCUCUCCCGGGAGUGCGUCUCCCUCUACAUCCAGGCCCAGGUGGGGCAAGGAAGGAGGGGUCGUCGGUCGCUCCCCUCCCCCCCCGCAAUAGCUCACCCCAAAAGGGGGCUCAGACCCACAACUGCGAGGAGCGGUGGAUAAGAAACAGGGUGCAUGAACGCGUGCCCUCCCCUCCCCCCCGCACACGCGCGUCAAACCUCUUUGCGUCGCUCGCGCUGUUUGGGAUAAUGCAGGUUCCUAAACCUCAGAGUGCCGCAUACUUGCCGGGGCAUUUAAACAUCAACCGGUGCACGUGGCGCAAUGUGUACAUUCAUCGCCCACCCGUCUUAACAGCAAAGGUUUUCUUGGGCCUGGGCAGUCACCGUUUGUCCUGGGGGAUGGCAUGAUUUGGAAGUCAGAAAUCAACUGGGGAGAUGGAGCUUUCCUGACCUGUGCAAUUUUCCUUACGGAAAUGGCUGAGUUUUUAGUUUUGUUGGCCUAAUCGAUUCUGCGGCAUCUCUCCUCAUUAUGAAAUCUAGUCGAUGCAUAAUAGGCAUCUAAGACGAAUAAUAUGUUGGCUUGGAUCCAGAGUCGGAUCUAAUGGCUCGCGGAAGAGAGCAGGCAACGUUUGCUGAUUCUCUCAUCCUCCUGCACCUCUUCCCACACUUCCGGUGUUCGUCCAUAUUGGGGGGGGGGAGGAAAGGGGAAAUCAGCAAAAAACAUUCUUUCCUUUUCUUUGAGCAGAGAUUUUUGUCAGUAGCUUAACUCACAGGAUCUCAAGAUCCAAGUUAUUUGAUUUGGCACUUUGGAACUCUUGUUAAAGUAUUGGAUGAUGCCCCCAAAAGAUGUGUGAAAUGUUACAUAACAAACAUUAACUGUCCACACUUUUUUAAUCCAUCAAUGAAUGAAGUUGUUUCCUCCCCACUCUUCUCAUUGUUUUGCCUUUUUGUAAGAAUAACCUUUGAACUGUUACCCAUUCUAUAGAAGUAUUGUUGAAACUGCAUAUCGGAGUUGGAAAUCCAGAAGGCUUUGUGUUCUGUUGCUGCUGCAGCCAUGUGUCUAUUCUUCUUGUUUUAGUGCAAGGGGGUGGCAUGUGUCAAAUUGGAGAAAUGCAGUGCUGCGGUGCAAAGUAUUAAGGAAGGGUUGAGCUGGUGGUGAUGGCAGACCAUCCUCUGGAAUAUUGGUUUGCAAGGCAGUAACGCAGUUACUUCAAGAAAUGAAAAACAAAUUUGCAGUUCAUGUGCUUACAGUGAUUAUUUACUAUUGCAGUUUGAGAGCUGAGUAGCUCCACUCAAGAGAGUUUGUGGAUCAAAAUAAUUUGUGUGCCAGUAGCAGGCUGCGUGUACACAACAUGUUUAAGGCUUCCCCCAAAAAUUCUUCCAACAGUAAUUUGUUAAGGGUGCUAGGAAUGGUAGUUCUGUGAGAGGUAAACUACAAUUCCCAGAAUUAUUUGGGGAAAGGCAUGUGGUUUAAAUGUAUGGGGUGUACAUGGCUGUAGUAGCAAGGAAGGAAUGAUGACAUUUAGUCCAGAUGGCUUUUGUUCGCAAACUACAAUGGUGUUAGAACUAGACCACUGUGGCUCCCAGUGACCAAUAAUAACAUGAUUUGAGUUUUAGAAUUGUAACCUUUUGGACUAGCUUGAAGCUUCUUCUGUUUCUUGCAUGUUCAUACUAAUUGUUUUAUUGCUUGCAUGUUUCCCAUCCUGGGCUCCUUUAGGAGGAAUGUCAGGAUACAAAAUUCAAGAAAUAAAUAUUAGGCACUGGAAAGGAUAGCUUAUAUUGAGGUAAUGUGCUGCACAUUCCUGGCCUGGCUCCCCAAUAUGUGUCUUUAAGGUGGAAUAAGUAUAGUAUAAGUCUGGUUCUUGUAUAAUAUGUAAGGGGGUGACCCCUCUUCCCUAUUCAUUGAUGGUGGAUUUGUGCCAUUCAUAGCUUUACAAAAAAAUGUUUCAAUUUCCCUCUUCUUUUGUAGAAUAACCUGGGCAUCCUGUGGUCAGAAAGAGAUAACAUUAAAACAGCUCAGACUUACUUGGAAUCUGCAGAGGCUUUAUAUAAUCAGUACAUGAAAGAGGUAAUGUGUUGUAUGAGCACGUCUUAUGUUUCUGUAAUGUGGUGGCACCUCAAGCCGUAAUCAAAAUUGCAAGUUCUAAUAUCAAUGAGUUGCAAUCAUUAAAUAAUAAACAGGCUUUCUGGAUUAAUUGUUACUGAGCUUUGCAAGUUGAGAGGCCUGUUUUCUCAUGUUAUAAAAUGAGACAUUUUGAUACAAUAUAUGUGUUGUCAGGAGUUUUGAUGCCUGAAUUCUGAAAAAUGAUUAUAGUACUAAGUGAAAAAUAUACCUACUGUUCAGAUAACAUUUUUAGAUAGCUUCGAAAUGGUUGGCAUUUAUGCAGAGUGUUCUGUGCAAACAGCUGACUGGAAAAUCAGUGUCAACUCACAAUUGCAGCUGUGCUUUCAUCCCUCUGUAACCACAUAAAGCAUCUAUAAAACAGCUUAGGGAUACUUCCAUUAUUAGUUAUAAUAACUGGAAAAUUCUAAAAACACUUUGACUUAUUGCUGUAUGGCUAAAAUGCAGUGCAGAAUUAGUUUUCUAAAAAAGAGCUUUUCUGUAUAUCAGGAGGACUUAUAACAAGCUAAACUCCCUAUGCAUAACAAGCAGCCUUCUAAGUUGUUGACUCUGCCGUGCCAUAGCAUUAGCACAAUGGAGCCUUUGUUAUACCCUCGGGGGCGCUAUUUAUGCACUGCACUGCCUUUCUGCAUUUCCAGUGUUUGUUCAUUCUCUGACAUGGCUUCUAUGAAACCAGUGGAGUGCUGCACUUUGGCAAAUUCUAAAAAGUGAUGCUGAAAAUAUUUCACUUGUUUCAUAUCUACGCUCUUGUCUUAUUUUGCUGAAUUUACUUUUGACUAGAGAUGAUGAUGCUUUGGAGAAAGGCCUGAGAAGAACAAGCCUGCCUUCUUGUUUAAUCCAGUGCAGUUCCUCUGUUUCUUAACAACCUACCUGUCACAUUUAGAGUAUUCUUCCUGGAUUGUUGAAUCUAGGUACCAGUGGCUUAACUUCCUGUGUGCCGGUUUAUGUUCAUGCUAAACCUGUCAUCUCCCUAGUGUCAAAACCCUGCCUUGGGAGGUGUGUCCAGUCCCACUUGAUCAUCCUUGAUUUGAGGUUAAAUGUCUCACACCCUGUCAACUCAUUUCCCUUAGUUUUACUUGGUUGAAAAUAAGAAUUAUUGCCUUCUUCCAAAUAUGAUGGGUGACCUUUCCCCCUUGCAAGUGCAUUUAAGAUACCAUUGUGAUAUUGUAUGUCAUAGGUUAUUCAGAGAGGAAGCUGCUUUUAUUUCUUUAUGAAACUGUCUCUCCCCUCCCCCUUUUUUCUCUGUCCCUGAUCUUAAUAAAGCUUCUUAAUUCCGAACCUGUUAUUUAACCAGAUACUUUGACAGUGCAAGGAGCAGCUGUCCCUCUGUGCUUGGCCAGUGGUUAAUGCCACACAUGCAGACAUAGGGCAACAAAACGAUUGAUGAAUUGACAGGUUGAAUGCUGCAACUCAGUGACAGGGAGAUAAAGGUGACUGUAGGCAGCUGCCCUGGUCUGAGUUUCACUUGAAAGCGCUUCCAGUUCUCCCUGCCGAAGAGGUGAGGUAGUAGUCAGGUAGUGGUGGCAAAAGAAAUCUGGGAGUCCAGACUUGUUAAUCACACCUAUAACGAUGGAAGGGUUUGCAGCUCCAGAAAGACCUAAAAUGAAAUGGAGCUAGAGGAACCAGAUUUGUAUUCAGAACAUAUUUCCAGAAACCAUUUGUUGGAUUUGUUAACUAUACAUAUGGGUCUUAUUUAUUGCUAUUUAAAAAAUUAUCUUGCUUUUCAGUAAUUAUGCUCUCAAAGUGACUUAUUAAAGGUAGAAAUGUGGUGAAACAUUUAAAGGGGUAUGUGGGGGCCAGUUGCUGCCCUCUCCCUGAUUUUGCAGACUCCUGCAAAGCUGGGGCUAACUCAAAAUGGCAUCUGCCACUAUCCCACCAGUUCCCAAGCAGAAAAAAGAAGAAGCCUUAGUGAUUUGCAAAGAGAAUAAAAGCAGCUACAAAUUAAGCUUGAGAAAUAAAUUUAUAACAGGACAUGUGACUACUUUGUGCUCUAGAGUUGUUCAAGAGCUUGAACUAAUAACUGGAUCUCAAUAUUAAAUAUGCUGUUCAUUCAGGGAUAUAUUUCUCUUGUGUUGUUUUUACCUCUGUGUGAUGUCUUGUAUCUAGUUGCAACCACUUUUGUCUUGAGUGCAUUGAGUAGCACAUAAAGCAAAAAUUUCUGAAAGCAUAUUCUUCCAGAGUUUCUGGUUUGUUCAUUGAGGUAAACGUUCUUUUUUUCUAUAUUGUUACAUUUACUGAAACUCUUGUUUAAAAGCAUCACAUUCUUUCUGUCAGUGCUGCAGAGCUCAGGAGAAGUAACUGUUCAAGAGAAUAGAACAGGUUUUUAGAAGAAUGUGCAGUUAGAGAUGCAUGAUUACAGGUUCUACAACACAAUAGGGAAGAACGGAUUUUUAAGAAAGAGAUAUGUCUUCUGGUUGGACGUCUUGAUACUUAGAUGUUUUGUGCAAUAAGAACAUAUUUCUGGAUGCAUCUUAACUUAAUAUUCUCUGCAGUACCAAAGUGCAGCCUGUAGAGAGCACAAAUCCACUGAAUGUAUUUAUUAAGUUCGUAUAUGUUAUGUUUUGCAGAAUGGGAAUCCCCCGCUUGAUUCCAGUGAACAUUUUAUGGAUGAAGAAGAGAAACUUACUGACCAAGAAAGAUCAAAAAGGUAUAUGUUGAAUUGUAAAGUCAGAGAUUGGGAGGGGUGUUUCUGUCUUAAAAUUAAAUCUAAACCCUCUGUUUCCCCAGAUUUGAGAAAGUCUAUACUCAUACGUUAUAUUAUCUGGCCCAAGUCUACCAGCACCUGGAGAUGAUUGAGAAGGCUGCACAGUAUUGCCAUACCACCCUUAAACGGCAGCUUGAAUAUAGUGGCUACUAUCCAGUAGAAUGGGCUCUCAAUGCAGCUACUUUGUCUCAGUAUUAUCUCACAAAGGUAGUCACUUCAAUGUUUUCUUCAGUGUACCUAAUUUGUUAAGGUGCUACCAAUGUCAGAGGUGCUAUUUGACCAGCUUUCGAAAAGCUAUUGUUAUCUGUGGUAUGAGUCUUAUUGGCAGGCAUUGGGUUGCAUCAUCUUCCACACUAAGUUAAUUGCACUUAAGUUCCCUUUGAAAACCAUGGGACUGAAAGUCACGACUAACUUGCCUCUUUCAUUUUGUAAGUCAAUGUUCUUUCUAGCUUUGUUGGCAUUUACAGAUGUCAAACUCACAGCCAAAAACAUGAAUAACAAAAAGGUCAUGUUUCAGGAGAAGUGCAUUAGAGAAAUUUAUUCCUCAAAUUUGUUAUGAUAUGAGUGUGUAUGUAAGGGUGGGGAGACUCCAUAGAAGACCUUUACCUGUUUGUCCUCAGCUUUCUUACUAUACAGCGUUGCCAGAUUAUAUCCCCAGAUCCUUCAAAGAUCACGCAUUUGGGCAAACAAUUGGGCAACUGAAUUAUUUCAUUCUUAAAUAUUAAGAGAAAAAUAUCUUACUGUGUACCAGGAACAAACACCACCAUGUCUUCUUUUUACAGCAAUGUUUCAUGGAGUCCAGGCAUUGUUUAGCAGCUGCCAGUGUCAUCUUUGGCCAAGCUGGACAGGUGCCAUCUGCAGAGGACAGUAAGUCAUCUCAUUUUAAUCCUCACUGUAGUGGCUUUGAGUUAUAUGGGUUAGCAAAAAUGUUGAAUUCUCUGCUUGCUGUCAGUUUCAGUGCUGCAUUGAUUUUGUGGGACUGGAGGAAGAGGUUGCAAUGUGAGAGGGUGAAGAGGUGCCCUUCAGCAAGGCUACACUUCUCUAUUGGGCUUGUACAGCUUUGAAACUAACGGUGCAGACUUGGGGCAUAGUGGUGGUGCCGAGGAAAUAGCUUUCGAUAUUUCAACUUUAGAGAGGGAGAGAAGAUGUAUAGUUUUCCUCUGUUCAUAGAAUUGUUGAAAGGGACCCCGACUCACCUAGUCCAACCUCCUGCAAUGCAAGAAUCUCAACUAGAUCAUGCAUGACAGAUGGCCAUCCAUCCUGUGCUUAAAAACCUAUAAGGAAGCAGAGUCCACUGCCUCUUGUGGGAGUCCGUUCCACUGUCAAACAGCUCUGACUCUCAGAAAGUCCUUCCUGAUGUUUAGUCAGAAUCUUCUUUCUUGUGACUUGAAUCCAUUGGUUCGGGUCCUGCCCUCUACAGCAGAAGAAAACAAGCUUGCUCCAUCUUCCAUGUUACAGCCCUUUUAGAUAUUUGAAGAUGGCUAUCAUAUAUCUAAAUCUCUUCUUUACAUGGUUAAACAUACCCAAUUCCCUCAACCAUUCCUCAUAAAGCUUGGUUUCCAGAACCUUGAUCAUCUUGGCUGCCUUCCUCCAGAUGUUCCAGCUUGUCAAUAUCCUUCUUAAAUUGUGGUGCCCAGACGUGGACACAGUACCCCAGGUGUGGUUUGACCAGGGAAGAACAGAGUGGUACUAUGACUUCCCUUGAAAGGAACACUAGACUUCUGUUGAUGCAGCCUAGAAUAGCAUUAGCUUUUUUUACUGCUGCAUCAUACUGUUGACUCCUGUUAAGCUUGUCUACUAAGACCCUUAGAUCCUUUUCACAUGUAUUAUUGGCAGUCCAGGUGUCCCACUUCUUACAUUUUUGCAGCUGCCUAUAACCUGCUAUAAGUUGUAUUGGUAGUAUACCUCGCUGUUUCAUUUUUUACUUUUUAGGACUGUUAAUGCUAGAAAUGCUUAAACUAUUUUAACGAUGUUAUGAAAACUGUUUUCUAAGAUGUUCUUUACACCCUGUUUUCCUGAAUAGAAAUUAAAUGUCUCCCUCCAUUUCCAGUAGAAGUGUCUUGAAGCUGUUUGAUCCCCGUUACAUUAUGGAAAAGCUUCAGGAUUAGAAAAUAUUAGGACCAAAAGUUAAACCUUCCUCCUUAUAACCAUUUAAUAGAUUCCAGUAGUAUUAGUUACUUGAAUUCUGUGUAGUCCUUCAGGUAAUUUUAAGUGGCUAACUUAUCCCCCCCCCCCCCGGAGAUGGCUUUUCAAAAUCUAACUGUCAACUAGCCUAAUGAAUAUUGUAAUAUUUUAAAUCAGAUGAAACAGAACAAGAUCAGCAAGACCUUCGACAGAGAAGAGCUGAAAUUGCAAGGUGUUGGAUUAAGUACUGCUUGAACUUGUUGCAGGGAGCCAGGAAAUUGCUUGAGGUAAUCAAGAAACGGAGUGCAAAUAACCUUUUUAACAUUUGCAGGAGUAACUAAACACAGUAGUCGCAACAGCUGCUAGUGGUGCUGAGACUCGAGGGUAUAGUGAAUGUAAGUCACAAGGUUGCUGUGUAUACAGAGAUAGGAACCAAAAUCAGUUGAGUGCUGGAAUCUCUGCUUAAUUUUUAAACCUUCAAGCAAUAUUCUGCUUGGGCAGUAGAACACUUAAUCUUGUGUUUGCCAGUUUUGACCAUAUCACCUUGAUUUCAUCAUGGGCCUUGAUGCUUUACUGAUAGUAUCCAAAUGGGUUCAGUAGGAGCUAGCUGAAAUGGGUUCAGUAGGAGCUAGAAAGCAGAGUUUUCUUUGUUAAAGCUAGUCUGCAAUUGGUGCAUACUCUGUGUUUACACAGUUUUACACUUCAACUUCUUCAGUAAUUUUCUACUUGCCUAUUAUUGUCCUGUCAGAGUGGAUAUUUAGCAGCUGAGAUAGGCAAGCAGGCAGGUAUUCCCAUAUGUCCCAGUGGCCGUGAAGAUGUCAGCAUCUCAUCUAUUAAAAAAUCAGCUGUGUAAUUUCCACUGCCUUGUUAGGUUUUCCUUAAAUUGUUGUGGUGCUUAUAUACUGCUUUUGUCCCAAGUGACCCCAAAGCAAUUAAAAAAAUAAAUAAGAAAAUAUCAUUAUGAAUCACAAAACACCAUUAAGAUAACAGUAAAAUAUUAGCAGCAUACGUAAGCUGUUAAGAUUUUCAAUUUGGGAAAGCAGUUCCUACUGUCUGAUAACACAAUACAGUCAUACCUCAUGUUACAGCUGCUUCAGAUUACGUGCUUUCGGGUUGAGGACCACAGGAAACCCAGAAGUACUGGAAUGGGUUACUUCCAGGUUUCGCUGCUCGCGCAUGUGGAGAAGCGCCAAAUCGCACCGGCACAGACACAGUGCUUCAGGAUGCGAAAGCUGCGGGUUGCAGAUGUGCCUCCGUUACGGAUUAUGUCCGCUACCCGAGGUUCCACUGUAGUACUAACAAUGGAUAGGAAAGGAAAAAGAGAACCCUACAAGAUGUCAGAUAUAUUGGGAGUGGUUUAACGAAAAUUUCAAGUAUGACAACCACUUGCUGUGAAAUAAGUCAAGGAAAAUAUCUCAAGAGUUACUGCUUGGAGAAUUGUUGAAAACUCUUUAAUAUGCCUCCUCCACUAAGUUGCUGCUAUAAGCUCAGCUUGUGUUUCCAUUGAAUUAUCAAAAUAAAUAAGAAUCAUAUAUGGAAGUACUAAAUAAUUUCUAGAAAUCCAAAACAUGUAUUUUUCUGUCAUGCAAACAUAGGAGUAACAGAAGUUGCUACUGUGAACGUGAUUAAUUUAUCAAAUUGGUGGUAUCUAGUUUUUUGACAUCUCGUGGCGAAGUAUUUCACACUCUGCGUUCUUGUUUUAGGACAACAUUGGGGAGCUGGAUCCAGACAGGCAGUCGGAGCUUAAAGCCCAGCAGAAGAAAGAGGAGGAUGAGAAGGAAGAGGACAGGAAGAAAGCUGUUCUGUUUGGAACUAGUGAUCUGUGUGACUCUAUUUUGGCCAUGGAAGAAAAAGUGAGCUGUGUGUUUCCACUAGACUUCAAAGAAGCCAGAGAAGUCUUCUUAGUGGGUCAGAAUUAUGUCAAUGAAGCAAAAGAUUUCUUUCAGGUAGAUGGGUAUGUCACUGACCACAUUGAAAUUCUUCAGGAUCACAGUGCCUUGUUCAAGGUGCUGGCAUUCUUUGAAGAAGAUUAUGAGAGGCGUUGCAAGAUGCACAAGCGUAGGAUAGAUAUGCUGGAGCCCAUAUAUGCUGGCUUAAACCCUCAGUAUUACCUUCUGCUCAGUAGGCAGCUUCAGUUUGAAUUAGCUGACACCUAUUACGAGAUGAUGGAUUUAAAAGUGGCCAUUGGAAAUAAGCUAGAGGAACUUGACUCCCACACAAUAAAGAAAAUAAAUUCUCUUGCUCAGAUGGCCAUGAAAUACUAUGAACUCUUUUUGGAUUCAUUGAGGAACCCUGAUAAGAUUUUCCCCGAGACCCUAGAGGAGGAUGUCCUGCGCCCUGCCAUGGUGGCCAAGUUCCAUAUUGCCCGCCUUUAUGGCAAGCUUAUUACUUCAGAUGGCAAGAAACAGUUGGAGAACAUGCAGACCUCGUUGGAAUAUUACUCGUUUUUGGUAGACUACUGCGAGAAGCACACAGAUGCCAUCCAGGCCAUUGAAACUGAGCUCGAGCUCAGUAGAGAGAUGGUUGGGCUUCUCCCAACAAGAAUGGAAAGGCUAAGAGCCAAGCUUUCUACUUUCACUUAAACUCCUUCCUCCCGUGGAAAUGUGCAAUAUUAACACAAUUGCUGUCCAAAGAGGCAGUUUCCCUUAUGGCAGUUGCCUUGUAGUCAUCCGACAUCUGUUGUGUGCUCCCACUGUGACAGGCAGCAUAGAACCCGUAUAAAAUGGAAAACUUGUCAAGUGUAGUAAUUCUCCCACACUUCAAUAUUAAGUAUACAGUGAAUGGUCAACUGGUGCUCUGUAUUGCUUGCUCCGUACUGACAUGCACACCUUCCUGCCUUAUUUUUCUCCUUCCACUACGUGGUCCAGUUUCCAACUGUAGUGCUGCUCUCCAACUGUUUCUUCCAAAAGGGAACUUUUUGAGUACGUUGUAUUUACAGCCCAAUCCAUCCCCACAAAAUAGAGACUUAGGUAGGUGGAAUUUAUUUUCCUCAUUAACAGUCCCUGAAAAAAACCUUAACAUAUCUCUAAUUUAAUGGCGUCAUAUUUAUUUUUGUAUAUGUUAGCUGUCCUCCUUUUGAAUCCUGUUAAAUAGGAUCAAUAAACAAACAUGCCUGAUUGCACAUUC
Molecule: messenger RNA, 10473 nt
Organism: Podarcis lilfordi (Lilford's wall lizard)
Lineage: Eukaryota; Metazoa; Chordata; Lepidosauria; Squamata; Lacertidae
Source: the annotation of a GenBank genome assembly